AUGGACUGUGAAGGCCUCUACGUAAAUUUCGGUAUCAAUCGAGAGUAUUUCAUCACGGCCUUCGUUGACUGUGGUUGCCUGUGUUAUGGGACCAUCAGUGAGCGCCUUGCCCGCAAGCUUCACCUGCCGCGUAUUCCGAUUAAACCUCGAACGUUGGAGCAGGUCAACACAUUCUCACCCGAGGCCAUCUGUGCCGUGACCUACUUCGACUUCGAUAUCGACGGGUACCAGAAGAAAAGAGCUUUUUUCUACGUUGUGCGAGACCAGACCGACCCUGUGAUUCUGGGCAAGAAGUGGUUGAACCAGGAGGAUGUCACCUUGCGAUUAUCGCAGAACCUCUUGCAUAUCGGGACGCACGACCAUUGGGUGAAAGGCCGAGACCCGAAGGAGGAGGAACGGUGCAACAUACGAGGACAGGCGGCGUUCGUGUUCGCCGGAAUGGUUCGCCGAGCAAGAAAGUUCAAGCAUCGAGACGAUGGAGUGCGGAUCUUCGCCGCAAGCCUGAAAGACAUUGAGAAGGCAUUGACUCCGAGGAAGAAGUCAGACCCGAGAGAGAAGCUGCCCCGUCACUACCACGAGUACCUAUCCGUCUUCGACCGCGACCAAGCGGACCAACUCCCACCGCGUCGUCCGGGUUCUCCAGCGUCAGCACCAGUUUUGUUCAAAGACCGAUAUCCCUUGCCGUUGAUCGAGGAAACUUUGCGGUCGCUGUCCAAGCCCAAGUGGCUCACCAAACUUGACGUUAUCGCAGCAUUUCACAAGAUUCGCGUCGAGGAGGGAGACGAGUGGAAGACAGCAUUCAGAACACGUUACGGACUCUACGAAUGGCUUGUCACGCCGUUCGGGUUGACGGGUGCUCCCGCAACGUUUCAGCGUUACAUAAACCACACGUUGCGAGAUUUCCUCGACGAGUUCUGUUCCGCUUACAUUGACGACAUCUUGAUCUACUCGAGCGGUUCGCUCGCAGAUCAUCGCAACAAAGUCAGGCAGGUCCUUGCUCGACUGCGAGAUGCAGGCCUGCAGAUUGAUAUCGACAAGUCCGGGAAAGGUAUCCGCGUGGACCCGGAGAAGGUGCAGGCAAUUCAGCAGUGGCAGCGACCCCGUUCUGUCAAAGGCGUCAGAAGUUUUCUGGGGUUUGCCAACUAUUACCGGCAAUUCAUUCCCAGAUUCUCCAACAUCGCCGCGCCUCUAACGGCGUUAACAAAGAAGGAUGCGGUGUUUGCGUGGUCGAAGGAGUGCGACAAGGCCUUCGAGGAGUUGAAGGCUCUUCUGACCAGAGGGGCGCUCUCGCAAAAGGGCGAUGACGGCAUCAUGCGGCCUGUGGCCUUCUUCUCAAAGAAAAACGCACCGGCGGAGUGCAACUACCCAAUCCACGAUAAAGAGCUGCUGGCGAUCAUUCGCUGCCUUGAGCAUUGGGACGCCGAAUUGAGGAGUGUGAAGUCCUUUACCGUUUUGACGGAUCAUCUCAACCUCCGUUACUUCACCAAGAAGCACUUCACCAUCAAGCAUCGACCGGGCAAAGAAGCCGUCGUACCGGACACGCUGUCGCGACGAGAACAGGACAUGCCGCACAGCGCCGAAGAUGAUCGGUUGCAAGGACGACGUGUUCAGCUGCUGCAACGUAACAAGGGUGGCCUGGUGACAAAAGUCAAGAGCGGUUAUGUCACCAAGGGCGACACGGAUCAACCCGAUGACGCAACAACUGACCAAGACGACUCAAUCGAAAACCCUUUCUCGGACCCGGAACUGCAGAAGUUAUGGGACGAAGGUGUCAAGAAGCACAAUCGUUAUUGGCUCAUCCGAAAGGCCGUACAGCAAGGCGAGAGGCGUCUGCCGUCGCAUUGGGGACUGCCCGUGAUGCUCUCGGAAUGCUCGAUUGACGAUGGACAGCGGCUCUGCUGGCGAGAGCGAAUUUGGGUGCCGAACCACGAACCCCUGCGACACCCCGGACGGGACAUGCUGAAGUCCUUGUUGAGCCGCAAGUUUUAUUGGCCAGGCCUCGAUUCAGACCCGCUACCUAUUCCAGACAGGAUCUGGUCGGAGCUGUCAAUUGACUUUGUGACAGACCUGCCACCAACCAAGUCGAACGGUUCGACCAACCUUAUGGUCGUGACGGACAGACUGUCCAAAAGUGUCGUUCUUGAGUCAUUGAAGGACAUCACGGCCGAGACGACGGCCAGAGCAUUGCUACGGAACGUGGUGCAACACCAUGGCGUGCCGCGCGCGAUCGAUAACUGGGAAGAGCUGUUGCCAGCGGCCAUGAUGGCCAUCAACAAUCACAACUCGACGUCGACAGGCCUGAGCCCGUUCUUUAUCACGCAUGGGUAUCAUGUUGACCCGAUACAAGUCAAGGAGAAGUUACGGACGGACGGAAGGUCCCCAGUGGCCAGGGCUGAAAGCAUUGUGCAACGAUUUCGAGAGGCAACGGAAUGGGCCCAGGCGGCAAUUGCGUCAGCGCAAGAGCAGCAAGAGAAGAACGCCAAUUCGCGAAGACAGCCGUCAGACCAGUUCAAGCCUGGAGACAAGGUAUGGCUGCGACUUCGCAACAUCCGAUCCAAUCGGCCAUCCAAGAAGCUCGAUUGGCUGUCGGCCAAGUACACCGUCCUGGAGACCAUUGGGUCACACGCGUGCAGGCUGGACACGCCUCCGGGAAUACACAACGUGUUCCACACGUCGGAUGACUACCGCCCACCGGCCAUUUUGACGGACGAUGGCGAGCUGUGGGAAGUGGAAGAGAUUCUGGACAGGAAGAAAGUCGGGAGAGAGUGGAAAGUGUUGGUGAAAUGGCACUGGCUAGGUAUGAAGAAGUUCAUGGGAAAGUUGGAUCGAAACCACCCCAAUCGAAACGAUCGAAACGGGGAGGAAGGAGGGGUUAUUGUAACGGGCUGA
Messenger RNA from Hirsutella rhossiliensis, 2889 nucleotides. Its product is annotated as reverse transcriptase (RNA-dependent DNA polymerase) domain-containing protein. The transcript is spliced from 11 exons. Gene Ontology annotation, molecular function: nucleic acid binding. NCBI's taxonomy places the organism in Eukaryota, Fungi, Ascomycota, Sordariomycetes, Hypocreales, Ophiocordycipitaceae. The record is from RefSeq and is a predicted model, not a curated record. The coding region runs from base 1 to 2889 and encodes 962 amino acids.